Carlito syrichta (Philippine tarsier) is the source of this 2953-nucleotide messenger RNA. RefSeq names its product trichoplein keratin filament binding (gene TCHP). The record is from RefSeq and is a predicted model, not a curated record. Gene Ontology annotation, cellular component: keratin filament. Gene Ontology annotation, biological process: apoptotic process. Bases 1 to 1497 code for a protein of 498 amino acids. NCBI's taxonomy places the organism in Eukaryota, Metazoa, Chordata, Mammalia, Primates, Tarsiidae. The transcript has 12 exons.
AUGGCACUUCCCACACUGCCGUCCUACUGGUGCAGCCGGAGGCUCCUGAAUCAGCAGAUAGCACGACAGCGAGAGCAGGAGGCUCGGUUUCGGCAGCAGUGGGAUCAGAACAGCCAUUACUUCAGGAUGUCUGACAUCUGCAGCUCCAAACAGGCGGAAUGGAGCUCCACAUCCUCCUACCAGCGUAGCAUGCACGCCUAUCAGCGUGAGAAGAUGAAGGAGGAGAAAAGGAAGAGUCUGGAGGCCCGGCGAGAAAAACUCAGGCAGCUCGUGCUGGAGGAGCAGGACUUGCUGGCCAGAGAACUGGAGGAGCUGAGGCUGAGCAUGAGCUUGCGGGAAAGGAGAAUCCAGGAGCAGCAUGGGAAUCUGAAGUCAGCCCGAGAAGAGCAGAGGAAGCUGAUUGCUGAACAACUUUUGUAUGAACACUGGAAAAAGAACAACCCAAAACUCCGAGAGAUUCAGAUGGAUCUUCACAGGAAGCAUGUGGUAAACUCUUGGGAGAUGCAGAAAGAAGAAAAAAAACAGCAAGAAGCCACUGAAGAGGAAGAGAAGAAACAGUUUGAAAAUGAAUACGAAAGGGCUCGAAGGGAAGCGCUAGAACGGAUGAAAACUGAGGAGGAGAAGAGACAGCUCGAGGAGAAACGACAGGCAGAGGCACUGUGUCAGCAGAUGGAGGAGCUGCGGCUGAAAGAGGUGGAGGCCACCAAACUGAAGAAGGAACAGGAGAAUCUGUUGAAGCAGUGCUGGGAGCUGGAGAGGCUGGAGGAGGAGAGGAAGCAGAUGGCAGCCUUCCGGCAGAAGGCAGAGCUGGGGCGCUUUUUGAGACACCAGUAUAAUGCACAACUCAACAGACGUACACAGCAGAUACAAGAGGAGCUGGAGGCCGACAGGCGGAUCCUGCAGGCACUCCUGGAAAAGGAGGAUGAGAACCAGCGCCUCCACCUGGUCAGGCGGGAGCAGGGGCUGGCUGAUGCGGCCUGGAUGAAGAAGACCAUCGAGGAGCAGCUGCAGCUGGAGCGGGCACGGGAGGCCGAGCUGCAGAUGCUGCUGAGGGAGGAGGCCAAGGAGAUGUGGGAAAAGAGAGAGGCAGAGUGGGCCCGAGAGCAAAGUGCGCGGGACAGGCUGAUGAGUGAGGUUCUGACCGGGAGGCAGCAACAAAUACAAGAGAAGAUUGAACAAAACCGACGGGCACAAGAGGAAUCCCUAAAACACAGGGAGCAACUCAUUCGAAGUCUUGAGGAAGCAAGAGAGUCAGCUCGUCGCGAAAAAGAGGAGAGCGAAGAGCUGAAAUCAGCCAGGAAGCAGGAGCUGGAAGCCCAGGUUGCAGAGCGCCAGCUGCAGGCAUGGGAAGAGGACCAGCAGGAGGAGGAGGAAGAGGAGGAGGUCAGGCAGGCAGAGCAACUCACUGACGCCCUGCUGCAGCAGGAGGUGACGACGAUGGCUGAGCAGGGCUACCGACCCAAGCCUUAUGGACAUCCUAGAAUUGCUUGGAACUGACUUCAUUGGUAGUGUAAGCACAGAGAACAAGGGAUGCCGAGGGCUUUGGCUGCCAGACAGGGUUUCAGUGUUCUGUUGCAGUCAUUGUUCCAGGCACUGUCACAUAGUUUGGUGGUGCCCAGUCUGGUAUGUGAUUAAAAGCUUCAAGGGCUUGGCAGGAUGUUAAGGUGUUAUAGAUAUGCAGCUGCUGGUGAAGGCCCUUUUCUGCCUUUCUUAUCUGAGAAAGGGUAUUUUGUAGGAACAUGUUUACUGUAAUACAUUAUAAUGUAAUCAUAAUUAUAACAUUUUAAAUGCUGUAAGAUUCUAGGUCAGUACAAAGAGCCACAGGUGGUAUCCCAUGAUUGGGUAUAUAACUGUCAGCCUCCAGUCAAGACUAGCUAGAGAGAUGAGGGAACUUUUUCAGUUUCUAAAAUUGUUGUUUAAAUUUAACUUUAUUUUUUUGGAAACAAACUUACAGUUCUUGGUGCAGCUUAUUUCAGGGUUUAUUAAUUUGGUGGCUCCCAAAGGAUCACGUCUUUUGUGUUCUUGAAGAAAAGAACUACUAGCAAAUUAGAACCCUGGAACAAUCUAAUGUGGUCCAUGAAUGUUUUCUGAGAAGGUGGCAAGUAAUGAGUCUUUUCUCCUUCAGAAAGCAUUUUGGUAGAAUUAACAUAGAGCAUUGUGUGUGGGUGAGUGAUCCCAAUAUGUAUGUUGCCCAGCCUCAAAAGGGACCUCAAACUAGGGGUGGGAUGGUGGUGCAUGCCUAUAGUCCCAGCUACUUGGGAGGGAGGGUGAGCUAGAAGGAUCCCUUGAGCUCAGGAGUUACAGACUGGGCAAUGUAGUGAGAUCCUGUUUCUUUAAAAACAAAAAGAAAGGCUGGCUAACCUUUUAAAGGCAGGGGCGUGACACUUGGGACCUCUGGUGUCUUGGGAAGGUCUUGGGUACAUGUAGCCUUCUGAAAUUUUUGUGCCCAGAGAAAUAGGCACUAAACUUGAAAAAAUAGAUUAGACUCAGAACCACAGAUGGACCCAAUGUUUAUCUCUCAUCAUUCUGUCAAUGUGAUACAGUUCUAGAUUAAUCUUUACAAAUAACUGCAAGUUCCUUGCAUCAAUAAUCAUAUUUUAAUGACUUAUUUUUUUUCCAUGCUCUUCCUCUGAGGUUUCAGUUUUCAUUACAUUGUGUUCAAGAUUUCAUAACUCAGUAAAUUACAGCUAAUUAAUGGGCAUUGUUCCAAGGUUGUUAAAAACCAGAGCUUAUUAAAAAUUCCUGAGUAUAAGGGCUGCAUUGCCUUUCACUCCAUUGUGAGCUGCAAACCAUGUCCUUAAUCUGUUUUUCAUUUAAGUCCUGGGAUUCUUUGGAUAUGAUCUCCUGAGUACCACUUUCAUCAUGCAUGCUUAUAUUUAUUUCCCCAUUUCAGAUGUGUAUUAAUUGUUCUGGUUUGAUUCAGACAUGUAUUAAAAGUUCUGGUUUGACAGCA